Molecule: messenger RNA, 1128 nt
Organism: Olea europaea var. sylvestris
Lineage: Eukaryota; Viridiplantae; Streptophyta; Magnoliopsida; Lamiales; Oleaceae
Product: probable LRR receptor-like serine/threonine-protein kinase At1g53420
Exons: 6
Biological process (GO): protein phosphorylation
Molecular function (GO): ATP binding; protein kinase activity
Source: RefSeq, a predicted model, not a curated record
CAAUGUAUCUGUGCUAAAAAUGAAGGACUCUGAACUCUAUGCAGAUGCUCGUCUAUCUCCUUUAUCUCUCACUUAUUACGGGCGUUGCUUAGUAAAUGGAAACUACACUGUGACACUUCACUUUGCAGAGAUAAUUUUUAGAGAUAAUAACUCUUUCCAGAGUCUUGGGAGACGGAUGUUUGACGUUUAUAUCCAGGAUGAACUGAAAUUGAAAGAUUUUGAUAUUAAGAAGGAUGCGAAAGGAGUUGAUAAAGCUGUGAAAAAACAAUUUAAUGCGAUAGUUAAGAAUAAAACUCUGGAUAUCUGAUUUUACUAUUUUGGGAAAGGAUCAAUAGCCAUCCCUUUCGGAAGAGUAUAUGGCCCUUUGAUAUCUGCCAUUUCUGUGGAAUCUGAUUUUAAGUCUCCAUCCGAAGGAAAGAAUAUUUUCAUCCCAACAGGAGUAACAGCUUUGGUAAUUUUUUUCAUUCUCAUUAUUCUUAUUUUUUCAUGGUGGAAAGGCUAUAUAGGAGGCAGGAUCUCAAGGGAAGAAGAACUAAGGAGAUUAGAUUUGCGGACUGGCUUUUUUACUUUUAGACAAAUCAAAGCCACCACAAACAACUUUGAUGCUGUAAAUAAAAUUGGGGAAGGUGGUUUUGGAUCUAUCUACAAGGGUAUACUAUUGGAAGGUAGUGUAAUUGCUGUCAAGCAGCUAUCUUCCAAAUCAAAUCAAGGGAACCGUGAAUUCGUGAAUGAAAUAGGCAUGAUUUCUAGUUUACAGCAUCCAAAUCUCGUAAAAUUGUAUGGACGUUGCAUUGAGGGAAGCCAUUUAGUGCUGGUUUAUGAAUACAUGGAGAACAAUAGCCUUGCCCGCGCUUUAUAUGGACCAGAGGAAAGGCAAUUAAAAAUGGACUGGCAAACCAGACAAAGAAUUUGUAUUGGUAUAGCAAGAGGCUUGGCUUUUCUGCAUGAAGAAUCCACGUUGAAAAUUGUUCAUAGAGACAUAAAACCCAACAACAUUCUUCUUGAUAAAGACCUCAAUCCAAGGAUUUCCGAUUUUGGUUUAGCCAAGCUCGAUGAGGAUGAUAACUCCCACAUCAGCACUAGAGUUGCAGGGACCAUGUGAGAUUUUUUCUCUUUCUUCAUCUCGCC